AUGUCUGAAAAAUUAAUAAGGCUUCAAUGUGGAUAUCAAAAUUAUGAUUGGGGUAAAAUUGGAUCAUCAUCAGCUGUUGCACAAUUUGUUAAAAAUUCAGAUCCUUCAAUAAAAAUUGAUGAAUCAAAACCAUAUGCUGAAUUAUGGAUGGGAACUCAUCCUUCAGUUCCUUCAAAAGCUAUAGAUAUUGGAAAAACUUUACGUGAGUUAAUUGAAUCAAAUCCAACUGGAUUAUUAGGAGAGUCAAUUAUUGAAAAAUUUGGUUCUUCAAAGGAGUUACCUUUUUUAUUCAAAGUAUUAUCAAUUGAAAAAGUAUUAUCUAUCCAAGCACAUCCAGACAAAAAAUUAGGAGCUCAAUUACAUAAACAAGAUCCAAAAAAUUAUCCAGAUGAUAAUCAUAAACCUGAAAUGGCAAUUGCUGUAACUGAUUUUGAAGGAUUUUGUGGUUUUAAGCCAGUUGAUCAAAUCUCAAAAACUUUGGAACUUAUCCCUGAAUUAAAAUCUAUUAUUGGUGAUGACUUAUCAAAGGAAUUCAUAAAUGAAAUAAAACCAAGUGCAACUACUGGUUCAGAAGAUGACAAGAUAAACCGUAAAUUAAUUCAAAAAAUUUUUAGUAAAUUAAUGAACACAGAUGAAACAAAAUUAUCUCAAAAAGCUGAAGAAUUAGUUAAAAGAAGCGAAGAAGAUCCUGUUUUAUUUCAAAAGAUUGAUUCUAGAUUACCUGAAUUAAUUCAAAGAUUAAAUAAACAAUUCCCAAAUGAUAUUGGAUUAUUUUGUGGAUGUCUUUUAUUAAACCAUGUCAAUUUGAAAAAAGGAGAAGCAAUGUUUCUACAAGCAAAAGAUCCUCAUGCUUACAUAAGUGGUGACAUAAUCGAAUGUAUGGCGGCUUCAGAUAAUGUAGUUAGAGCUGGAUUUACACCAAAAUUUAAAGAUGUUAAAAAUUUAGUUGAAAUGUUAACAUAUGCUAGUGAACCAGUCGAACAACAAAAAAUGAAACCAUUGAGUUUUCCAAAGUCUAGUGGAGAUGCUAAAAUUUCAAAUUUGUUUGAUCCACCAAUUGAAGAAUUUUCAGUAUUACAAACCGUUUUUGAUACAAAGGGAGGAAAACAACACUUUGAAGGUAUCAACGGUCCUUCAAUUAUUAUAGCUACAAAUGGAUCAGGUUUUAUUGAAAUUGUAAAUCAUCCUUCUUCGAAACAAAAAAUUGAUACGGGAUAUGUUUUCUUUGUUGCUCCAAAUACUGAGAUUAACUUGACUGGUGAUUCUGGUGAUGAUGCGUUUACAACAUAUAGAGCAUUUGUUGAAGCUUAA
Messenger RNA from Lodderomyces pseudojiufengensis, 1311 nucleotides. RefSeq names its product mannose-6-phosphate isomerase (gene PMI1). Lineage: Eukaryota; Fungi; Ascomycota; Pichiomycetes; Serinales; Debaryomycetaceae. Gene Ontology annotation, molecular function: mannose-6-phosphate isomerase activity; zinc ion binding. The coding region runs from base 1 to 1311 and encodes 436 amino acids. Gene Ontology annotation, biological process: carbohydrate metabolic process; GDP-mannose biosynthetic process. The record is from RefSeq and is a predicted model, not a curated record. The transcript has a single exon. Gene Ontology annotation, cellular component: cytosol.